UCUCUCUACUUAUCUCCUCUUCUUCGCCACCCUUCUCUCUCCCAUCUCUCUCUCUCUCUCUCAUUUCUCUCUAGGGUUUCUCUCUCAAUCAUUUUACAAUGGCCGGAACAGGCGUCGUAGCAGUGUACGGGAACGGCGCAAUCACGGAGACAAAACAAUCCCCGUUCUCCGUCAAAGUCGGGCUGGCGCAGAUGCUCCGCGGCGGCGUCAUCAUGGACGUCGUCAACGCCGAGCAAGCCCGCAUCGCCGAGGAGGCCGGCGCGUGCGCCGUCAUGGCCCUGGAGCGCGUCCCCGCCGACAUCCGGUCCCAAGGCGGCGUCGCGAGAAUGUCGGAUCCCCAGCUCAUCAAGGAAAUCAAACAGGCCGUGACGAUCCCCGUGAUGGCGAAAGCUCGUAUCGGCCAUUUCGUCGAGGCCCAGAUCCUCGAAGCCAUCGGCAUUGACUACGUCGACGAGAGCGAGGUCUUGACUCUCGCCGACGACGAGAACCACAUCAACAAACACAAUUUUAGGGUUCCGUUCGUCUGCGGCUGCCGGAACCUCGGCGAGGCCCUCCGCCGCAUCCGCGAAGGCGCGGCGAUGAUCCGCACCAAAGGCGAAGCCGGUACCGGAAACAUCAUCGAAGCCGUGAGGCAUGUCAGGUCAGUGAUGGGUGAUAUUAGGGUUUUACGCAACAUGGAUGACGACGAAGUGUUCACGUUCGCGAAGAAGCUCGCGGCGCCGUACGAUCUGGUGAUGCAGACGAAGCAGCUGGGGAGGCUGCCGGUGGUGCAAUUCGCCGCCGGGGGAGUGGCGACGCCGGCCGACGCGGCGUUGAUGAUGCAGAUGGGCUGCGACGGCGUGUUUGUGGGGUCGGGGGUUUUCAAGAGCGGCGAUCCGGUGAAGAGGGGGCGUGCGAUUGUGCAGGCGGUAACGCAUUACAGUGACCCGCAACUGCUGGCGGAGAUAAGCUGUGGAUUGGGGGAGGCUAUGGUGGGGUUGAACUUGGAUAAGAAUGUGGAGAGGUAUGCGAACCGGUCGGAAUGAAUGGUGGAGAUGGAAUGAUUGUAACGUGUUUGAUGAAAUGUUGAUGGUGUAGAAUCCAUCGGACUAGUGUUUUAUUAUACUUUGUUUUUAAUCAAGUGAUGUGGUGACAGUUUAUUUGCUUGAAUGAAAUGAAACUAUGAAAGCAGGGGUGUUUGAAUGUUUUAGACAAUAAUAAUCAUUGCUUAUAAGUUGGUUUGA
This is a messenger RNA of Daucus carota subsp. sativus, 1223 nucleotides long. Its product is annotated as probable pyridoxal 5'-phosphate synthase subunit PDX1. Gene Ontology annotation, biological process: pyridoxine biosynthetic process; pyridoxal 5'-phosphate biosynthetic process; amino acid metabolic process. The transcript has a single exon. Gene Ontology annotation, molecular function: amine-lyase activity. Bases 99 to 1025 code for a protein of 308 amino acids. The record is from RefSeq and is a predicted model, not a curated record. Lineage: Eukaryota; Viridiplantae; Streptophyta; Magnoliopsida; Apiales; Apiaceae.